AUGAUCCGAAAUUUUGUCUUGUUAUUCGUUUUUUUGGCCGCACUUUCUAUGGUCAAUGCUUUUCCAUCUCAACUGGUUAAAAGGCAGGCUUCAUUUGGGAGAUGUCCAGGAUUUCAUGAUAUUCUAAUAAUCACUAAUGUAACGCUUAAUCCUGAUCCUCCAAAAUCGAAUUCUCAACUCGAGGUUAAAGUUUCAGCAAAGACCAAUGAUGAUAUUGUUAAUGGCACUUUAUUCAAUCUUGAAAUGUUCGGUGAAACUGAUGGCGUAUUCUCCAAUUUCACAGACAUUUGCGCAACAAUUGAGUGUCCAACUAAAGUGUUUGAUUUUGACAAGACAUAUGAUUUAGGAGGUUUGCCUUCAUCAUACGGCAUUAAAGUUGCUAUUUUAUAUCAGAGUAGUUUUUCUGCUUGUGGAUAUACUCACGUCCAAUAA
Messenger RNA from Racocetra persica, 432 nucleotides. NCBI's taxonomy places the organism in Eukaryota, Fungi, Glomeromycota, Glomeromycetes, Diversisporales, Gigasporaceae. The record is from the annotation of a GenBank genome assembly.